AUGUCUUAUCAAGCUCUUCAAAAAAGAACAUUUGGAUUCGAAAACGAAGAAUGGUUGGAAUACUUCAUUGUUCUUAGCUUCAUUGUUUUAGUUGGGCAAGGGCUAUCGUUUUUAAUUGAAUGGUUUUUGGUGUUCCUAAAAUUAAUACCGUAUUUCACAAGCAAAAACGCUUUCGUGACUUAUGUCACUUUCGGCCACUUUUUGGGAUUCUUUCUGUCGCAAUUUGUCAUGGGAAUUUUUUUAAUUGUGAAUCAUGCGGAAUGGAAAUCUCACAAAUCGGCAUUCAGAAAAAUGGUGUCAUUCACUGUUUUCACAGUCAUAUAUUUGUACAAUCCUUGGAUUGUUGCAUAUCAAGUUGAAGCUGUUGGAUUCUAUAAUGAUUUUAAAUGUACUGCCCUCGUCUUCACUUUGUCAGCGCCAAUAAUACUGGUUGCAUGGUCAUUUUAUACAUUCUUUAUGUGGAGAAUGAGCAGAAUCGAGGCGGAUUACGAGCCAUGUGAAGUGAUUUAUGGAGCAGAAGAUAGUGAAACGAAGAAAUUGAUGGAAUACUACGAAUAA
This is a messenger RNA of Caenorhabditis remanei, 558 nucleotides long. RefSeq lists its product as uncharacterized. Bases 1 to 558 code for a protein of 185 amino acids. The record is from RefSeq and is a predicted model, not a curated record. The transcript has 5 exons. NCBI's taxonomy places the organism in Eukaryota, Metazoa, Nematoda, Chromadorea, Rhabditida, Rhabditidae.